AUGCAGUUUGGACACAAGACAUUGUUGGCCUUGGUGGCUAUUAUUGAGCUUGCUUCAGCUAGCGCCGCUGUCGACAUGUUACAAAAGCGGGACGCUGUUGUAUAUGUUCAACAAGAGAUCCUAGAAAUUGUUGCAUUUACUUCAACUGUUUGGGUGGCGCCUCCUCCUCCUCCCAGCGAGACUCCAACUCCAGAGCCGGAGCCUGUGGUCGAGCCUACACCUACCCCAGAGCCCGUCGUCGAGUCUACCCCCACCCCAGAACCUAUCAUUGCUGCCGACCCAACAGUGGUUCCCGUACCUGUUGUCGUCCCACCAGAGCCAUCUCCAACCCCAAGCCCCGAACCUGUUGUUGAAGAGCCCCCAAGCAGUGGUGGCGGCAGCGGUUCAUACUCUGGCAAGGCCACCUUCUAUGAUGCUGGUCUUGGAAGUUGCGGAGAAACCCACUCCAACAGUGAUUUUAUUUGUGCAUUGUCUAAGGCUACUAUGGCCUUGACCGGCGGCCCAAAUCCUAACCUUAAUCCCAUGUGCGGAACCAAGAUUCGUGUCAUGAGUCCCUCCAACCCCACUGGCGUCAUCGUCACUAUCGUCGAUACCUGCCCUGGAUGCGCUGGUGCAUACGAUCUCGAUCUUACCCCUGCUGUUUUCGAUCAGCUCGGUGACCAACUUGACGGUGUCAUUUCAAUCACCUGGGAUUACGUCUAA
Messenger RNA from Orbilia oligospora ATCC 24927, 702 nucleotides. RefSeq lists its product as uncharacterized. The record is from RefSeq and is a predicted model, not a curated record. NCBI's taxonomy places the organism in Eukaryota, Fungi, Ascomycota, Orbiliomycetes, Orbiliales, Orbiliaceae. The transcript has 3 exons. The coding region runs from base 1 to 702 and encodes 233 amino acids.